Messenger RNA from Porites lobata, 5960 nucleotides. Lineage: Eukaryota; Metazoa; Cnidaria; Anthozoa; Scleractinia; Poritidae. The record is from the annotation of a GenBank genome assembly.
AUGAAAGAAAAAGAAGCCUUAAGGGGUCAGCCAGUAGGUCAGUAUUACCGGCUGCUUGUGGGUAGGUUAUACGUUAAGUAUUAAAUGAUAAUUUCUAUUAAUUUUUACCAUUCAGUCCUAACUCCUAAAACUAGCGAAAUAGCAUUUCACAAGAUAAGAAGGGUUUUCUUGCGCAGCUGAAAGAGCUUAUAGAAUAGAACUUUAAUAGAAUCAUCCUCAAAAGGCUUUUCAGACACUAUUUACAAUGACAUGAAUAAAUUAAAUACUAAACCACUUACGGUAUAAAUAAUAAAUAUAAGAAAAUAAGAAUUCGUAAAAACAAAACACCUAUGAAAAGACUUGCUCUAAAAGUUGCCCUGUUAUAGCUUGCUUGAAAGACUGGAAGGAAACGCAUUGCUAUAUGUUGUUAUCUAAAUUGUUCCAAAUACAACUUCCUCUAUAUGCGAAUGUGCGUUGGACAGAAGCAGUUCUAUACAAUGGUAUAUGUAAUAAAUCAUGCUUGCGGGUGUGGAGAGCAUGGAUGCUGGAGCUUUUAGUAAAUUUAUCUACCAGAUGUUUAGGUGCGAGGCCCUUUAAAUAUUUGUAAGUUAACACAGAGUCCCUAUAGUACAAUAAUUGUUUGACAGGGAGCCAGUUAAGUUGGCGGAGUAAAUGGGUCACGUGGUCAAAUUUUCUAGAAUUCGUUACAAUUUUGCUUGCAAAGUUCUGGAAUUGACCGUAAUUUGUUUAUGUUCUGAGUUGAAUUAUUGCACCAGACGGUUGAACAAUAAAGCAUUUUGCUAAAAACUAAUGAUGUAAUUAACAACUUAAGAGUCUCUUUGUUAAAGCUUUCUUUAACUCUAUUUAUUUGAUAUAGCUUACAAAAACAGGAAGAGACUGUUUUUGAAAUAUGAUGGUCGCUUGCGUAUAGACAGUCUUGUCGGAGGGCGGCGAAGAUUAUCUCGGCAGGGUGGGUUAUAAACAUAUAUUUAAGCGUUUAGCUCGUCCCGGUCUCGGUGAUUGCUGACACAAAAUGCCUUCAGUUACUGAUAUGCAGAGAAGGCGCGCCUGCGUAACGAAACAUUCUAAAGAUGAACUGGUAUCAUUUCAAUAUUUAAAGUUUUUCCCAGAUGUGCAAGUAUCGAAUUUUCCUUAUUGAAUAAUGAUCAACUGUUGUAUUUUUCCAACAGCAACACUACGGCUUAUGAACAAUAUCGCUCAGUUUGGAUUUGUGGUCACGCCCGGUGAAAUGGAAGAAAACCAGCGCGAAAUUCAUGCAGAGCUAGACAUGUGGAACGUUAUCAUGGCUUUCAAAGACUCUUUCAGAUUACUUUUUCGAUAUUUAAAAAAUAGUCUGAAUGCCCUUGUUGAAGACAUCGAACUGGGAAGUCUAUUGUUAACUGUUAAAUGUAGUUCCCUGCAGAUCCUUGAAGGAUUGUGGAAAGUUUACAAAAGCGGUUACCUUAAUCAAGUGGUUCCAACCUCGUUCAUGAGAGACCCUGGGAACGAGGUUGGACGGGAAGAUGAGAGACCCUGGAAACGAGGUUGAAGUGGUUCAAGAAACUCUGGUGACACAUGAGGUCUCAGAAAUCCUUGGUAUUGAUGAAGUAAAACUGAUCGUGUCUAUUUCUGAGCAGGAAUAUGAGAGGGGAAAACAAAUUUUUGCGGAUAAUUCAGGUGAGCGUGCUGCUCUUCUGUAUCUCCUUUGAUUACUGGGCUUUGCAACAGUUGCAAAUCAGCGAUCGAGAUAUUGCGCAAAAGUUGGCACGAGAGCACUCGUCCCCAGACCCUGAGAUAAGGGGGAUACCCGGUCUCAAAAAAUUUUUUUUUUCGGCCAUCGGGCUUCAGUUUGGUUUAAAAAUAAGGGGGGGGGGGUGGUGGCCGUUCCCUGGCCCCUCCGCUAGAUCUGCCUCUGUGUUUUUCGUUGAAAAUCGAUUUUCAUUUUUUCUGGUCCUGUUCAGGUCAGUUCCGGUCGGUUCCUGAAAUACUAUUCUUCGUUUUCACGGUUUACUGAUUUAAAUCCUUCGGAGAGUAGGAAAAAUUCUUCCUCGUUAAUUGGGUUAUUCUCAACGCUAAAAGAAGCAACUAUCGUAUUUCUUUAAGCGAAGCCAUUCAGUGCAGUCCACCUACUUCGGCGAGGAGCCGAGACGGGAGCUUGCUUAAAGGUGGACGACGUUCUCGACCCAGACCUCAUUCGUCUUCUCUCAUCGUCGUCCUCAAAUUCGUCCUGGCUGCUUAAGGUCCCUAAUAAUAACGAGAAACAACUAACCUGUUGAUCUGUUAUAGAUCGUUUUCACGUCACGCAACAAAAAAAAUAAAAUGGAAACCGUCCAGUAGAAGAAACCAAGAAAAUGAAAUGUCUCAGGUCUUUGUGGCCCAUAGUUUCUGAGUUAUUUGCCGAAACGUUUCACGCACCUUUGUAGAGCUUUGUAUGGAGACGUCAUAUUGGUGUACUGUUUUGGUCCACCAAUAUGGCCCUUGAAAAUCAACAAAAACAUCUGGAGUGCACUUUUUCUAUAAAAGCUCUUUCUUUUCACUCGAGAACUAGCGUACGUGCGUAUAAACAUAUCUUCUAAUACUUGAAAUGGUUAUACUGCUGAAAAUCAAGAGGAGAGACUUUUUCAACGAGACAGCAUUCCUAUUUUUGUGUCACGCACGGUGAAAACUCGGAAGUUCAGAUUGCUGUAUUUUCAAAAUGAAACAUGCUACGGGACUGGGAACUUGUACAAAAAUUUAUUUUUUGUUUAUCUUCAGUCUAGUGUAAAUAAGAAUUCGUAAGACCUCGCUAUUUUGACAUUACAAUUUGUUGACGUCACUGUGAAAACCAUCUAUAGCUUGUAUGUGUCACAAGGGUUUGAUAGUGGAUCUUUUGUAAUUUCCCUGCUAGUUGGUGAAACAGCAGCUGGUGAUGAGAAACUAUUGAAAGAUUUGCCCUCUGAAGGUUACCAGAAACUAGUAGAACUCUUACAACCAUUAUCAGCCACUGGAAGAGACUACAGGUCAUUAGCAGACAGAAUGGGAUACUCAAAUCAGUACAUUCAGUGGCUUGGAAGUACAGAUAAUCCUGUUAUGAACUUAUUAAGAAAAUUCCGGGAAAAUGACAGGAAAAUUUCAGAGCUGACAUCUUUGCUAAAAGAGAUAGAACGGUUUGAUGUACUAGAGGAACUUCAGCCAUAUAUAGGUCAGUGAAAUGCAGCCUAAAAACUUGGGCUUAUUGUUUGUUUAACUUGAGGUCUCCCGGUUAAUACGGACACCAAGAGGUCAUGCCAUAGUGUCCGUAUUCCGAUCAGUAGCUGCCUGUAUUGUUAGAUAGUAGGCUAUUUCUGAAUUACUUUCAGUCUCUUUUGCUUAUACUUUCAUACGUUCAUUCAUGAACAAAUUUACCUCAUUUUCAUAGGAAUGGGCGUGCACAAGGUAGCGUUUCCAUGGGAAUGACCGGGCUUAAAAAUGGGCUUCGUUUUUAUGUUCUGGCACAAAUUUCUCUCUCGCGCAUACAGUGCACCAGAUGUCCGAAGGUAAGGCAAAGAAAAGUGAAUCUAUAGUACGACGAUCGACUUAACUGUGCGCAGCGUUUCCCGUUUUUAUUAAUGUACAACAAUAUAUCCAAUUUCGCACAAAAAGAUAAAAGGCAAAAUUUAGGAUUAAAACAUAUGAUUGUUGAUACGGGUACACUGAAGCGUUCAAAAUAGCUCAUGCACGUUAAACGUGCCUAUGUUGGCUGUCGAUCGUCGGUGCUUUAAGGGGGAGGAUUGUCACAAGUUUCCCGAGCCAUGUCGCCUUACAAUUCCACCUCUUGGAAGCCCUCAUGAUCAUUAUAAUCUGAUUGCUUUAUUUUACUUUUUUAAAUUUGUUGUUCCGUUAGAUGCAACUUGUACUCAGGCCCACACAGGGCAAAACAAAGAUUGUUUUAUUUAUUUAGCACUUAACAUGAACCUUUCCCUUAUUUGCUAUUGAUUAUUUUGUCAUUUUUGAAAGUACCCCGGAUGCCAAAGGUUUUUCUCUAAAACAUGUGAAUUAAGCAAUAGAAAACGUUUUUUUUUUUAUUUUCCGUGUUUUGGAUAACCUUAUACAAACACUCGAGGGGUUGAGAGAAUUCGAGACAGUUAUGCAAACCCCAGAGGAAGGAAUAAUACAAUUAAGGUACCCUAUCUAAGGACCACACCAGGGACACAGAAACAAAAGGGUCAAAAAAGAUACCCUAUUUAAGGACCGAGAACCUCAAAAACUAUACCCUAUUCCGCGGCACGUACCUAUAUAGCCCAUAUAUGGGAGUACGUCCCCCCCCUCCCCCCAGGCGUCGAUGACUCGAACCAUGUUAUAAGCUUGUGACAAGUCAGGAUAAAAAACCCCGUGUACUGAAGUCCGAGACAUUGAAACAACCGUGUCAAUUCUUUUUCUUUACUUUUUUGUCUCUUCAGUUCAAAUUCAGGAUCCAUUCCCGUAUACUUUGUAGCUUAAUGCUAUUCCCUCCCCAUCCAUUUGCUUAUUUCCUUGUUUCCGGUUAUUUGCUACGAACUACCAAUAACUCGAACUCCCGCUAACUCGAACUUUUUUCGAUUUCCCCAGAAGGUUCGAGUUAUCGGGUGUCGGCUGUAUCUUGACAUCACAACCAUGUUUACUUACAGACUUGUUUUUUACCUUUCUUUUUUAGAAAAGAGGGAGGAUAUAACAACCAGUAAGUGUUCGUUAUAAGUCAAAUAAGUUGUGUUAGUUUUAGUUCAUUUACAUACAAUUUUACUAUACUUCUUCAAUAUUUUCUAAAGUACAUGAUUGUCUGGAAAAUCGACUUGAUCAUGAUAUAAGGGUCCAAUCAGGGUUGACAGUGCCUAUUUUGAAAAUUGUAGAUUCUUGCAUAUAAUGCAGGUUUUGUAAUCAAACAGGUAAACCCUGGUUAGUUAUCCCUGUUCUGGUCUCCCAACGGUCUCAACAAAUGCGUUUCAAAUGUUCCCGGUCAAGCUGGUUGGCAAAUCGACAAUGGCUAUAUUUACAGGCCAACCAUGGCACGUUCUCAAAUCACAGUACACAGGUGAAGGCCCAGAACAAGGAUUUGGCACUUUUUCCCAGAUAGACUUAACCGGACUUCUAGUUCCUUUUGUGGAGCAAACUGGUUAAAAUACACAUUAUUCCAAAAUAGCAGCAAUGCCAGUUUUAUUUAUAUGUCAAUUAGCUAGCUAGGCCUCUUUGCCUUGGGAGCCAAUUAUCACAACAAUAGCAAAAGAUUCAAAACAACUUCUCGCCUUUUUGCAGUUAUGUGUAUAUGUUUUGGUUCAAUUUUAUCUUUGGUUUAAAUUUUAUAUUAUUUUGUUCCAAAUUCAUUCUGUUAUCAUAUAUUAACUUUGCCCAAAAACAAUUAAGAAAACAAAAUCUAAACUGAGGAUAAAUGAAAUUGAACCACAACAUAUACAUGUAGAUAUCUUUGAGAGCAUUUUAACCGAAAAUAUGAGAAAAAUGUUUCAUCUGAAAAGAGGUAGAAAGCAACUAAAAUUUGAUUAACUGUUGACUAGACCUUCGGUCCAUACUUGAUCAGCGUCAUAGUCACAUUUUACCUAUUACGCGAAUAUUUUCAAUCAUGGAACAAAUUAUACGAUGGUUAUCACACUGUUUUCCCGGGAGGUAUUUUCUGGCUAAACUUAGUGAUAUUGUGUAUAUUUUCUUGCUUUACUUGGCACAUUGUACAUAUAAUCUGUUUUUAUGUGUUUUAUAUUGCAGUUCACGAUUGGUAUCAUGCAUUUGUGUUUCAUGCCAAGAAGGACCGUGCUUUUGUUGAAAAACUUGUCAAAAAAAUGGAGAACUCACCUUAUAAAUUAAGGCUUUGUUUUAGUGAGCGUGACUUCCUUGGUGGUGGUUAUCACCUUGAAACUACUGCAGUAGCCAUCGAGAAACGAUGCAAAAAGUUUAUAGCUGUGCUGUCAAGCAAUUUUGAUGACAGUGAAGGAGGAACGUUUGAAUCCCACAUUGCUAUGAGCCUGUCUGCAAGUUAA